AUGGGCAACUACAGAACCAAACUGAGGAGCAUUGGUUGCCCAGAACUUUGCACAAAUUCGAUGAAGGGAAAACGUAACCCAAACCAACGAAGCCCCAACCAGGUGAAAAAGCCACGCAAAGCAGAAGUUAAUUACUGUCCUGCCUAUCCUGCGGGUGCACUGAAAGAGAGUCUUGAAGAGGAACGGAAAACGCUUCUUUUGGAGGUGCAGAAGAAAAACCAGCAACAAGUAAAAAUUAAAAUGGAAAAAACAUUUGCCUACAGAAGGCAGGAAAUCGUCCAGGACAUGCCCUUCAUCACCGAGCUCAAACGCAGAUGGCCAGCUCUUUUUUCUGAGAGUGAGGUAAAUGCCGAAUUUACCCGCAUCACGACUGUACCACUUCUGCCAAAAUUCAUGUCCCAGCUAGAUGGCUACUCUGAUCGCCUACUGAAAGUGUUCAGAAAUAAGGGGGGUGAAGCAGGACACAAAAUCAGACUGAUGACGGCAGCCAUGGACAAGGAUGUUGAUCCUGAGGCAACCCGUGGGAUGGAGGCCAUCAUCAUGGGGAUCUACGUCAUAAUACAUGAGGGAGCAGAGCCCGACGAGGAUCCUGAAGAUGUUGGAAUCGUCAUAGAAGGGGUGGAAGUUCUGCACGGUCUGAGGAACACUGCAAAUGCAUGUGCGCUGCUGCUCGGCCUCAUUUACUGCCUGAAUUUAAGUUACCCGAAAGAGUUGAAGAGCACAUUUGAAUUUCUGCAGAAAGUAAUUAUGGAGUUGGAUGGCAGCCGACUCUCCACAAAGGUGCAAGUCCUUAAAAACCGGCUCCUCCAGUGAUCUUUUCAACUUGUGUCCUCUCAACAUAUGCAGUGCUAGUUGGAUAACACACACACACACACGCACACACACGCAUACGUAUUGUCUCUCACAUACAGCAUUGCUGAUCAUUUGAAUUGGAGAUGGGGGUGACUAUGUGUAAUGGGGUGAAAUUGAAUGGAACGCCAUCAAGGAACGUUAACCAAUGAAUGACACUCUGUGACUCAAGCCGUGUUUCAUUGCUCAGAAGAGGAUGGCUCAUACCUGGAAAAGAGACCUGUAAAAAACAGCCUAUAACUCCUUUAGUCAACACAGGACUUUGCUGCAAGGCAUGGGAAUGAGUCAGAGUGGCGGACUGCUUGCAUUGUUGGAUUUAAAGAACGUCCUUGGCUUUACAGAUGAAACAUUGGUUGAAUUAAGGGACUUGUUGGGUAUUGCACUGAAAUCUUGGGAGUCCCAGUAGGUGGUACUGGUUUGUGAUUGUUGGCUUGAUUAUAUUUUUGUUAGAUUGUAUAAAAAAGACCACAUUGUUCUUGUCAGUCCUCACUUGACAUGCUGGAUCAGACAAUAUUUUUGAGCAAGGAGCUUAGUUUAUCAUUUUACU
Neoarius graeffei (lesser salmon catfish) is the source of this 1396-nucleotide messenger RNA. RefSeq lists its product as uncharacterized. Lineage: Eukaryota; Metazoa; Chordata; Actinopteri; Siluriformes; Ariidae. The coding region runs from base 1 to 813 and encodes 270 amino acids. The record is from RefSeq and is a predicted model, not a curated record. The transcript is spliced from 3 exons.